GCGGCGGGCCCGGCCCGGCCCGGCCCUGCCCGAUGGGCAGCCUGCUGAGCGGGGUCAGCUUCAAGGAGCCCACCACGGUGGAGGACUGCGACUCCACCUGGGAGACCGACUCGGAGCCCGAGGCGGCGGAUCCCGGCGGGGAACCGCGGCGGCAGGAGGGGGUGUGCACCGCCGCGGGAGGCGGGGAAGAGCCGGCCGAGCUGCCCGCCGCGGACCGCCGGCCCCCGCAGCCCCCGCCGGCUCCGUCCCCGCCGCCGGAGGAAGGGGAGCGGGCGGAGGCGGACGCCGCCAGCCCGCAGCAGAGCGGCGAUGGAACUGAGCUGACAGCUAAGCCAAAGAGAAGCUUCUACGCAGCGAGAGAUUUAUACAAGUACCGACACCAGUAUCCACAGAACUUUAAAGAUCUUCGGUAUCAAAAUGACUUGUGCAAUCUUCGCUUUUACAAAAAUAAAAUCCCCUUUAAACCUGAUGGCGUUUAUAUUGAAGAAGUCCUAAAUAAAUGGAAAGGAGACUAUGAAAAGCUGGAACAUAACCACACUUAUAUACAGUGGCUUUUCCCACUGAGGGAACAAGGUCUGAAUUUCUAUGCUAAAGAAUUAACAACAUAUGAAAUUGAGGAGUUCAAGAAAACAAAAGAAGCAAUUAGAAGAUUCCUUUUGGCUUACAAAAUGAUGUUGGAGUUUUUUGGAAUAAAACUGAUUGAUAAAACUGGAAAUGUAGCACGAGCUGCUAACUGGCAAGAAAGAUUUCAGCAUUUGAAUGAGUCUCAACACAACUACUUGAGAAUAACUCGAAUUCUGAAAAGUCUUGGUGAGCUUGGAUAUGAGAGUUUCAAAUCUCCCCUGGUAAAAUUCAUUCUCCAUGAAGCCCUUGUGGAAGAUACCAUUCCCAACAUCAAGCAAAGUGCUCUAGAAUAUUUUGUUUAUACUAUUAGAGACCGAAGAGAAAGGAGGAAACUCUUGAGAUUUGCCCAGCAACAUUAUACACCCUCAGAGCAUUUUAUUUGGGGACCUCCAAGAAAACAGAAGUCAGAGGGAAGCAAAACAAAUAAAAAGCCAGCAUCUCCAAUUUCUAUUCACAGUAGCUACAUUUCUAAGCAUAAAAAACCAAAAGAGCCUAAGAGUACAUCAGCAAGUGGAAGCUCAGCCAGUAAAACAACUGAAGAAAGGAAGGUAGAACUCUCAAAAAAUGGGGAUGAAAAAGACCAGGAUGAACAAGAAAUGAACUGUGAUGCUGUUGGGCAGAACAACAGUGAAAAGAACAGUGACACUGUUACCAGUCAAAUUUCCAAAUCAGAAGAAAUUCAUGAUACUUCAGACAGAAAGGAGGAUGCUUCUCAUUUGAAAAAAGGUGAAAAUCUGAACAGUGAUUCUGAAAAUCAACCAGGCGCUAUAGAGAAAGGUUUAUGUGACACUGAGAAUUCUUCAAAUAACAUGACAGUAGAUCUACAAGAUAAUCCUGAUAAGGAUAUGCUUUCAGGGGGGACCACCUCAGAAAACAAGGAUGAGCUCAAGUCAUGAGUCUCUAAAAAUCAUUAUGUUUCAUAUUGAAUGAAGUAAAUAAUUCAUUGCUCAUUCAUUUUGGGUGAAAUUUCCAUCUAGUGUAGUAUAAAAUGUUCAUGAGGCUGUGCUUGUUGCAAAUGCAUCAGGUUAGACUUGUGUUCAGUUAAUGAGUUUUAUGUUUUUCAACCUCAGUUUAUCACUAGUCAGCCAGGUGUGGCUCUUUAAAACGAUGAUGUAUAUUCAAAGCUAAGAAAUUCUUUAUGUUUUCCAGACAGAUUGCACAGAAAAGCAAUAUAUUUUUUUGCCAUUAAAUGUAUCCAGUAUUUAAAAAAAACAACCCUGUAACUUACUAGAAAGCCUUGGAACAGAAGAAAUUUUAUGUUUCUUUCAAUAUGUUUGAAAUGUUGAUUUCCUUUUAUGAAAUUACUAGAAAUUAUUUCCAUUUUAUUUCCUAGUGGGUGAUUUCUUUAAGAACUAUGUUCAUGUUUAGUGGCAGUAUUUGCACAGCGUCUUUUACCUAAGAUUAGCAUCCUUGUUGGAGACACUUUGUAACAGGUAUCAAAAUGUUCUGUUUAUCUUACAAUUAAACUCUAUCCACACAUUUUGGGCACAAGGGAACUUGCACUUCAGAUUUCUUUUAGUCCUUGUUAAGUUAUCUCUUCUCUAGACUUCUAUGUUACUACUACUAACUUGGGAGGAGAGAUCUCUCUGAUCACUCAGAUUUGGUCUCAGUGUGAAAGCUCUCUGUUGAUCAGCAGUAGUAAAACAACUCCCUCAGCUGAGUUUAGCACCUGAAAGGCCUCUGGACAGCUGAAAAGCAGUGUCUUCACCACAAAGCACUACUUAAGUCAUCAAAGCAAUCAGAGAAAAUGUUACCAGGCCUGUCUAGCUGGAUCUCACCUGAACUUGGAAGUUUCGUGGCCAGUUUUGAGUAAGGUCUGCGCAGUGCUGCACCCCCUGUAGCAGUCCUGAUGCUUCAUUCCAGCUGUCCUUUUUGCUGUCUAUCAGAAGUCUUUUACAAUUUAAUGUUAUUUUGGUCAUAGGCUGAAAUCUGAGGCAGGCCAGUCUGCUGGCCCGGCUGGAGCCCAGGAAUUUCCCAAUUAAGAUCUUUCCCAACCUUUGUUAUUAAAGGACUGUCUGCUUUCCCUGAGUAGCCUCUUCUGAUUUUAUGCUGUUCAGUCAAAGAAGAUAGUACCCAGUAAGUUAGUUGUGUAGAAUAUGAAUUAAAAAUAUUGUGGCUAGAGCUCACGCUUUCUACAGUCCUAAAAUUGUCUAAACCUUCUCUUUUCUGUUUAAAAGUCUAUAUAUUAUCCACUGCCUUUAAUGUAUUUUUGCUGAAAAGUCAUAAGGCAAGUAGCUGACUACAGUUUGAGUGUCAGAGUGCUGUGGGAUGUUAUUCAAGUUUUAUCACUCAAAAUGAUAGUCUUCAGGGGUUUCAGAGCAUAGACAAAGUAUUUUGUAUCUUUCUGUUUAACUAAUUCCCAUCAUGGCACUGUAUCAUUCGUUGCUUUCCCCAGGUAGCACUGUUCCUUCAGAUCAAAUAGAGUGGCUGCUGGAGAUCUUGGUACCCAUGGACAAAGAUUAGGCUCUUUCCAUCCUAAGAAGGAAGGCAUAUCCCUCCUUUUCUUUUGCUGACAUGUAAGGAAAGGAACUUAAAUACAUGGAUUUUUUUAAGGGUAACCCAGGUUGCUCAAGGAGGCAGUAAGUCUGUCUGAGCUGAAAUGCUCCAGAGAAUUCCUCCCACAGCCAAUGCCUCUUUAAAGCUGAAAAGGUGCUGAGAAGCCUUUCAAAAUACCCUAUACUUGAACUAGUAUCCCCUUGUUCAUGUUUGCCUCUGACCUUCAGAGCAGAAGGGGACAGAAAAUACUGAGAUGAAACUGGCUCAUGUAGUUAAAGUCUCUGACCCCAUGUGUACACACAGGGAGGACAACUUUGUGUUCUGCUAUGACUUUAAAUCUUGAGUGCCUCACCAUGCUGACUUAAUAAUGUUGGGUUUAUAUAGCUAUUUCUUGAGUAGCAUAGGGAAAAUUUAUACCCUGUGUGUGAAGAGCAUAACUACAUGAUAGGUAGUUAUACAGAGUCUUCAAUUUAUGGACUUUAUAGACUUUAGUAUUAAGGUUAAACACUUCAUAAAAAAUGCAUAGUGUUCAAAAGGAAUAAGGGAUGCUGGGAGUGUUAUUAUUUUUUUACUGGAAUUUGAUUGAACACGGAUGACCUCGGGAAAUCUUUCCUCUUUUGUCUACUGCACACAAAAAAUGACAAAUCUUGCUCUUGGGAUUUGCAUCCAAUAGAUGUCUCUGCAGUAUGGUAUUCUGUUGUGGUGACACAGCUUCCACCUAUACAUACUUGCCUGUUCUCCACUCAUAAUUAAGUACUUAAUGCGCUUUUCAUCUGGCAGGGCUGUCUGCACUAAGGGCCCACUGUAUCUGAAAAUGCAGUCAAGAACUUUGGGACUUAUGUACUUAUUAACUCUGCAGUAAUUUUUACAAUUCACAACUCAGUGUAUUUCUAUCAGUUUUCAGAGAAGUGAGAAAAGUAGUGGCAUACCAAUUGCCUACUGAUAACUAUAGGAAUUAGAUAUAUGAGGUCUUUUUCAGGUGGGCUCCUACACUCUGUAAUCUUUGUUUUAUAGCUUUAUCAACAGAAUUACUCCCAUGGGACGCUUCAGCUUUAACAAACAAAUUCUGCUCUAUGUAAAAUGUGAUGGUUUAUUAUUCUUUUCAUGGAGGAGUUGUUUCUUCUGAUGUUGCAAGUGCUUAAAAGAAGGAUUCAUUCCAGAGCAAUCAUGCAGUGUAGUAUCCCAUUGAGAUUCAUGAGGAUCAAGUGGGUGAACUGCAUGCAUUUCAUUAUGCCUCAGCAACCAGAAGCACUCCAUGCUUGAAGUUUCUACGUAUUGGCUUUCAGGUUUACAGUAAAAUAUAUGUUGAAAUGACUGUAUUUUCAUAAAUGCUAGUACUUCAGAACGCAUGUACUUCAGAAACCGAGGAUGUGCAAAGAAAGUCAGGUCAUUUGCUCACUAUUAAACUGGGUUUUGUCUCGUUAUCCACCUCAGUAUUCAGUGAUUUCUGUGUAGUUACUGCAAUAAUGUAUUUUGGUCCAAUGUUUUACUAGAAUCAGAGAUAUUAAUUUAAUUAUUCAACAGAAUCUCCCAUAUAGGGUUCUUUCCUAGUAAGUAUUUCUGAGUAACCUGUUAAAUGGGAAUAUAUGCAAUAAAUACUCACACAUCUGUGGACUUGGUCUUGAUUAUCCUAUGGUGAGGGGUUAUGAAUGCACAGCUUGCUAAAGUGUUACUCAGUAAACACAGGCAAGUGAAGGUGAUUGUACAAAUAAUGCAAAAAUGCAACAUUUUAAGAUUAGUUGCAGCUUUGUGCCCUGCUGUCCAGGAGGUAACUGCACCUGGUUGCCUGAUACUGUGUUGGCAGAGACUGAAAGCUUGGGUACAUGAGGUGUGUACCACAGGCCCUUCAGGUUAGACAAGCAGUUGUGCAUGGGAAUGUAUCUUGGAGCAGAAUUGAGCUCCUGGCAUCUGUAGUGCUCAAAUUUAAAGGCAUGAUCCUGAAGGAUAUUUGCAGUAAGCCCUUGAGGGCUGUUCCCUGGCUUGAUCAGCUCCUCAGUUCCUGCUCUAAGACUGCAGCAGUCUGAUAUAUUAGGUAUUUGUGUCAUCAUAGUUAAUAUUUCAUGUAAUGGGGUGUAAGCCUUCUUGAGUUGUUCCAGAAUAAUCUGCUGUUGCAUAAUACCUGUACUACAACCAGAACCUUUACAGACCUUAGAAGCUUUGUAUAAUUUUGAUGGAUGAUCCCAUAAGGUAAGUCAAGGGAGCUUUACUAGAUUUAAAUGGAAAACAGCUCUUUUUUUUGUUUUAAACAAAAUUUAUGUCUAUCUGUUUAAAUAUUUUUUGCACCUUUCUUUUCCUGACUGUUGUGAUGGUACUGAUUACAAAUUAUAAUAAGAUAUUUGUGUUUAAGUGAAAAUGCAACUUAUUGCCAUACUUUAUGGGUAACAACAUAAUUAAUUUCCUUGACAAAAGCUGUAUUUAUGAAUAAGGUACAAAUAUGUGAAGCAAGUUUUCCCAUUAAUGCAAAUGUGAUGAUAUUAUGUUGAUGAGGUUGUCCUAAGAACUACCAAUGUGGAUCAGAACCAAAGAUAUUUCUAACCUUGUAUCCUGCCUGCAGUGGUGGCCACCAAUAGAUGGUGUGAAACAAAGAACAGUAAUCCACUUCAAGUCAGAUUUUAAAAGUCAUGGGAGAUUCUAAUGAUAAAAUACCUGCUUAGGCAGAAAAUGCCCUAUGUUUCUGUCUUUAGUUCUGUCUUUAGGCAGACUAUACCUGCUUAGGCAGAAAACUUGUCCUGUGUUGAUGACAAUAUUAUCUUACUUCUGAAAAAUAAAUAAAUUCUUUUGUAUGAAGUGUGAAGAGAUUCCAACUGCAGAACAGAUUAUUCUUUUUUUUUUUUUUCCCCUUUUUUUUUUCUUUUGCUGUAAAUUAAAGAUCAGUCAAAGGCAAAACCUGUUGCUAACCUACAGCUAUGGGAGGUACCCCUGGAUGUGGAGACCCCAGCAUCAGUGGGUGUACUGUUGUGAUGAUGUAGAAGACAGAAAUACUAUCUAGAGUUUGCUGAGAACUGUACUCUUUAUUCCAUAUUUUGGUAACUUAUUUUGAUACAUGUCCCCAGUUCCAAUUGCCAUUGGAGUAACUGCUCAAAAGGUGUUUUUGAUGGCCAUCUGAGUCUGAAAAUGAAGGAUGGGUCAAAAAUACCCAAGCACGGGCAACAACCUGCUCUCCAUUGAGUUCAGCACACAUUCAGUACCAACAGGUAUUUAGAUGCAGUUCCCCAAAGGAAAUGUACAUUGUGUCUCUCUAGUAUCUCUGUGCUCUAUAUUGCCUAUGAACUGUUUAUUUUCCUGAAAGUUGUGUUUGUUUACAGACCAUGUUCUUAAGUAUACUUACUUAAGAUCAUUGGGGAAAGCAAGAGUUUAUUUUAAGAAUAUAUUUAAUAUGUGCCAUACCUAAUGGACUCCUAAAAUACAGUUCCAAAGCUAUAGAGAUCAAUUAAAUAGAGCCUCCUGUGACUUCACACUUACAAUCACCUUUAUUUUCAAAAGCAUUAAGCUGUUUGCUAUAAAAUAACGAAUGUGAGAAUUGGCAAAUUCUUCUGAAGUAUCUUCUUAGAAACUCAGCACUUUUUAAUUCUUCCAUGCUUACAGGUCUAGUAGCUUAUAUUCAUCAACUGAAGUUUCUUGUGAAAUGUGCUGAAUGUAUUUACUGCUGUGACUAACUCUGUGCAAAUUGCUGUUUUGCAGUAAACAAAAAAAAAGGUUAUGCACUUACAUUUUUAAGAUCUGCUGCAGCAUGUUUGCCAGUCAUUAGUUGCUCUUUUUUUUCUGUGUUUUUAACCUGUUCCACUGUUGUUUGCCUUUUAUGCAGUUUGAGUUCAUUGGGGGAUGAUCAGAUACAGAUUUGCACUGAUCAAAUUUGGAAAUACCGUAGACUUCAUUGUUAAAAUGUAAUCUAAGAAAAAAAAGUGCAGUACAAAGAAAAAAACAAAAACCCAAUAAUUUUUAACUUGCAAAAUGGAAUAGUUACAUGUUGUUUUUGAUGAGUGAUCCCGCUCUCUUGUCUGUAUUCCUUUGCAGUGUUUAAUUACAGAAUGCUGUGCAUGUUUGGUAGUACCAAUACCAUAUGUAUGUGGUAGGAGUGGUAACCAGUUUCUGGAUUUGUAAUGCACUAUGAAGAUAUAUUUUCUAAUUCUGUAACUGUAUGGCAGUGUUAUGCCAAAAAAAAUGUAUAAGCAUAAAAAAGCAAUAGUUUAUGUUGCUUACUGC
Messenger RNA from Apus apus (common swift), 7323 nucleotides. It is a transcript of the gene OGFRL1, whose product is annotated as opioid growth factor receptor like 1. The transcript is spliced from 7 exons. Gene Ontology annotation, molecular function: opioid growth factor receptor activity. Gene Ontology annotation, cellular component: membrane. Lineage: Eukaryota; Metazoa; Chordata; Aves; Apodiformes; Apodidae. The record is from RefSeq and is a predicted model, not a curated record. The coding region runs from base 33 to 1520 and encodes 495 amino acids.